Messenger RNA from Capsicum annuum, 1913 nucleotides. Its product is annotated as elongation factor 1-alpha. NCBI's taxonomy places the organism in Eukaryota, Viridiplantae, Streptophyta, Magnoliopsida, Solanales, Solanaceae. The transcript is spliced from 3 exons. Gene Ontology annotation, biological process: translation; translational elongation. The record is from RefSeq and is a predicted model, not a curated record. The coding region runs from base 274 to 1620 and encodes 448 amino acids. Gene Ontology annotation, molecular function: translation elongation factor activity; GTP binding; GTPase activity.
ACCAAAGGUAUAAAUUGAAGCGACGGGAUAAAAAAGGCAAUUUAUGAAUUUAUAACGUAAGUGGACGAAAAACGGAAGAGAAAAUGUGAGGGGCAUUUACGUAAAGAGAGUUAAGAGUGGCAUAGAGAGAACCCUAAUUCCCAUUGUUGAUACUAUAAAAGGUUCAUUAUCCCUUCAAAAUUAACCCUUCCACACAUUUGCUGUGAUUCCCUUCUCUCAGAGCUGCCGCAAAGUGACCUAAUUUCUCUUCUUUAAGUCUUUUAGUCUCUCAAGAUGGGUAAGGAGAAGAUUCACAUCAGCAUUGUGGUCAUUGGCCACGUUGACUCUGGAAAGUCAACUACCACUGGUCACUUGAUCUAUAAGCUUGGCGGUAUUGACAAGCGUGUUAUUGAGAGGUUUGAGAAGGAAGCUGCUGAGAUGAACAAGAGAUCAUUCAAGUAUGCCUGGGUGCUUGACAAGCUUAAGGCUGAACGUGAGCGUGGUAUCACCAUUGAUAUUGCUUUGUGGAAGUUUGAGACCACUAAGUACUACUGCACCGUGAUUGAUGCCCCCGGGCACAGGGACUUUAUCAAGAACAUGAUUACUGGUACCUCCCAGGCUGAUUGUGCUGUCCUGAUUAUUGACUCUACCACUGGUGGUUUUGAAGCUGGUAUCUCUAAAGAUGGCCAGACCCGUGAACAUGCUUUGCUUGCUUUCACCCUUGGAGUCAAGCAAAUGAUUUGCUGCUGCAACAAGAUGGAUGCUACCACUCCCAAGUACUCCAAGGCUAGGUAUGAUGAAAUCGUGAAGGAAGUUUCUUCCUACCUCAAGAAGGUUGGUUACAACCCUGACAAGAUCCCCUUCGUCCCUAUCUCUGGUUUUGAAGGAGAUAAUAUGAUUGAGAGGUCUACCAACCUUGACUGGUACAAGGGUCCAACCCUUCUUGAGGCUCUUGACCAGAUUAAUGAGCCCAAGAGGCCAUCAGACAAGCCCCUCCGCCUUCCACUUCAGGAUGUUUACAAGAUUGGUGGUAUUGGAACUGUCCCUGUUGGUCGUGUAGAGACUGGUGUGAUCAAGCCUGGUAUGGUUGUGACCUUUGGACCUUCUGGUUUGACAACUGAAGUCAAAUCUGUAGAGAUGCACCACGAAGCUCUCCAGGAGGCACUCCCUGGUGACAAUGUUGGAUUCAACGUUAAGAAUGUUGCUGUUAAGGAUCUUAAGCGUGGUUAUGUUGCCUCAAACUCCAAGGAUGACCCAGCCAAGGGGGCUGCCAGCUUCACUGCCCAGGUCAUCAUCAUGAACCAUCCUGGACAGAUUGGAAAUGGAUAUGCCCCAGUUCUCGACUGCCACACUUCCCACAUUGCUGUCAAGUUUGCUGAGAUUUUGACCAAGAUCGACAGGCGUUCAGGUAAGGAACUCGAGAAGGAGCCUAAGUUCUUGAAGAAUGGUGAUGCUGGCAUGGUUAAGAUGAUUCCCACCAAGCCAAUGGUGGUUGAAACCUUUGCUGAAUACCCACCAUUGGGUCGUUUUGCUGUGAGAGACAUGAGGCAAACUGUUGCUGUUGGUGUUGUCAAGAAUGUUGACAAGAAGGACCCAACUGGUGCCAAGGUCACCAAGGCUGCCCAGAAGAAGGGGAAGUGAACAGUGCUGUGUAAUGCUGGAGUUUUCAAUGCUUUCUAUUGUCAUAAAGUGUGUUAUGUGAACUCUAUUUUGUUUAGUUCUGCUAUAUUUUUAUCUUCGAUUUGCUUUCUAGGUUCUAAUUCUCUGCCUUGUAUGUCAGUUAACCAUUCACAGAAUUGGGUGCUUGAUAGGCGGUGGCGAGCAUGAUUUGAAUAUGUUUUCAUUUACUUGAGGUGCCUUGGUUUUCCUUCCAUGGUGGCUCAGGAGUUUUGCUCUUUAUGUUUCCUAAAUUUGAGAUUUGAGUUUGAGACUCA